This is a messenger RNA of Brassicogethes aeneus, 4377 nucleotides long. The record is from the annotation of a GenBank genome assembly. Lineage: Eukaryota; Metazoa; Arthropoda; Insecta; Coleoptera; Nitidulidae.
AUGCUGGGCAGCCCCGCUGGGCCGGGUGGACCCACCCAGAGAGGAUUAUGGCCCCUGGCGCCGGCCCCAUCAGCCGCCACCUUUCCGACAGACGGCAUCGGGAAAUACGGGGUGUACUCUCUGUUUCCGGGUACGCACACUUUCGGCAACGCCCUGUAUUCGCACGCAAGCACGAUCGGACGUUUCGCUUCCGGCCACAUUCAACAAUCAUCGGGCAACUCCUUUCACACAGCCCAUAAAGUUUCAGACUCUCUAUUCUCAACGACGGGGUACACGUUCGGGGCGCCGACCCCCCCGCCGGGCUCCCCCUACUCCCCCAUCCCGGUGGCGCAGCUGGAACUGCUCACCAAGGGCUUCAACUCCAACAUAAUCCAGAUCCAGCCAGACUACCCGUCCAGCCCGAAAAAGGUGCAGAUCCAGGAGAAACGGUGCGACGAAAAGUGCUGCAAUGUCAAGCAGAAAUCCUCCUGCAACUGCCCCGCCUCCCCUGUUAGGAGCCUCACAGGGUGCAGCAGGACCAACCCCAUCGAAUGGAACGGGGUAAACGUAAAAAAGGAACCAGGCACUCCAUGUCAGGUGGCCGAGAUCUCCACAAGCGCCUCUCCCAUGGUAAAAUUGGAGGUGACUAGUCCAACACAGAAAAACACCGAAACUACUAGUAUUAUUAACAGCUCCCUGAUAACCACCAAUGAAGCGGCUAACGCUAGCAUGGCCACCGCGAUGGGCGGAACUAUCCUGCAGUGCGCCGACGACCGCUCGUCCUCAUUGGCCGGCUGGCAACUGGGCGGGGCGCACGGAAACGCCCUCGCCACGCCCACUCUCUGGCAGUACCCUGCGCCCAUCCCAAUGGAACCGAUGGUUCCCGUACCAACCAUGCCCACCCACUCUGGGUUCCAAUUAAUCAGGGAUCCUAACACUGGCGGGCUACUUCUUAUACCCACCACGUCGGGGAUAGAAUCCUUGCAGCAAGCAGUAGUUUGGCCUAGCUACCCUCAGCCGCCUUCGGUGCUGUUGCCAUCGUUACAGAGCCUCCCACCGCCACCUUUGCAACUGUUGAGCUCUGCCUCCGAUUACUUAUCGAGCAGUACCACUCUUCAUCAGCACACGCAAACGCAUAGUACCAGACUCGUGGCGGUUACAACGGAUGCCAAAAGAAAAAUACCCAUACCGGCUACGACGUUGAUUAAGAUCGAAACCGAUCAUUUAGAUCAAACUAAGACUCUACAAGCCGUCAGUACCAUCGCCAGCAAUACUGGUACUGUAUAUACAGACCCAAACAUGAUGACAACGCAUCUAAUCUACCAACACCCGACAAACUUGAUUCUAUCGCAAACACCGACAGCUGAAACCGCGUGUAGAUCACAAGCUACAUCCCCAGUGGCGUGUCUAACGCCUCCCCCAGAAAAUGUACACAUGCAGGAGGAGGAAUGUUUGGUGCAAGACGCCAGCAACCAAACUGACACCCCUAUAUGCAGUGAAGAUGAUAACACCACUCACAUGGUGUCAGAUGUAAUAGGGGAACCCAAAGAAGUACUAGAAGACGAGGAACAGUUUAAAAGUGUAGUGGAGGAAGUAGUAGAGGAACCCAUAGCAAGGGUACCCACACCAGUAGCAGUUGAAGAACCAACGCCAGAUUUAAGCGGUUUGGAACUGCUUUCAAACAGUAUUGUGGAGUUUGAGCGGCAAGCCGAAGAGGAACCAAAAGCAAUAGAAGUGAUACCGGAAGUACAGCAAACCAUUGAAUCUCCUCCAGUUGAAGUGGCAACAAAGAAAGAGGAAAGUCUUGGGGGUCUCGACUUGCUGUGUGCUCUUGCGGAGCAAAGAAUAAUGGAGGAAUCGACGGAGAACCCGAAGGAGGAACCUGUGCGAACGAAGGAGAAAAAAGAACGUCGCCGGGAGAAGCGCAAGUCGAAAAAACACUCGUCCGACGAACCGCGGCGAAAAAAACUAAAAAAGCAUCGAAAACAUUCCAGUGACUCCGAAAAGGUUCGCAAGUGCUCAUGUCAACGCGACGAGUAUCACUCGUAUAAGAACCUUGAAAGCGAGCAAGAAGUGAAGAAAUUUAUAGAAAGCAAAACGCACGGUCAUUGCUGCAAAGGAGAUUGGCCGUGUAUGAACCCGAUGGAGUUGGAUAUGAGGAUGAAGCUGGCCGAUCUACAAAGGCAAUACAGAGAGAAUGUGAAGCAGUUGAACAAGUUGAAGCCAAAGAAACAUCACGAAUGUUCGAAGAAGAAACGGAAGAAGUCCACGCACGAACGAAGUCUGACACCGCCGCCGCAGCUGGAUAAAAUUGAAGCUGUGAAGCCCAAAAACGUGUCGGAGUUACUUAAACCGCCAACACUGUGUCCCUUUGAAAAACUGCCAGAGAUAGAAACCGAUGUAGAAUCUUCGUCAUCAUCAAAAAAACGCAAGGUUGGUCGACCAAAAAAACUCUCCUCCGAGGAGUUUAACUCCACAACAGAAACAAUAGUGGCCAAAAAACCUAAAAGCAACAACAUAGUCGGUUAUCUUUUGGCAGCAAAGGAAAAACUACAGCUUCAAAAGAACAUGUAUUGUGAUAGCCCUCCUAGAUACAUUGAAGAAAGCCCCAAGUCUAAGAUUAGAAACAUCAACAACAACAUCGAAGAAAAGUCGAAAAUACGACCCAAGUUGAGGGCAGAGACCACCCUUAAAGCGUACAUAGAUGAAGAAAAUUAUGACGCGGAAUCUGAAGACGACGAAAUCGUCGAUCACAUAGAAAUCGACUUGGAUGAAGCUAAAGAAGUGGAAGCAGUAGAAAUGGAAGAUCAAAAACUCGACGACGAAGAGGAAGUUUGCGAGGAAGUCAAACCUGAAGAUUCCAGAUGUACCUUGACGUCAGAGUUGCUUGAAGUCGAUAAGUUGAGAGUUUUGACAGCCAUGGGCGGGUUGUUCUACGCUGGUUGCCUUAAUGCAUUGGAACCACCAGAUAUCUAUUCCAUUACCUUGGACGGGGAACGAGGAAAUAGGCCUCACAUUAUGUCCAGGGAGGAAAUAUUGAGGGAUGCGAUUGUCGAAGUAUCCCCAAAAAGUACUGACGAUCUGCCAGUAGGAACCCGUUUGUGCGCUUACUGGAGUCAACAGUACAGAUGCCUGUAUCCCGGAAGUGUUGCCGAACCCGGAACUCCCGAUCCCCAUCUGGAUGGCAAAUUUGUGUCCGUUGAGUUCGAUGAUGGAGACAGCGGAAGGAUUGCUCUGGAGGACAUCCGGUUCUUGCCUCCUGAUUAUCCCAUCAUAGAAUACGAUCCAAACCCCUUGCUAAGCUUGAGCAAGCGAAAACGCCGAGCUUCGACGAGCGUUUCAGUGGAAGAACGCCGAUCUUCAUCUUCAACCAACCCGGAAUCGCCCAGCGACUGCAAAAGCGCGGAUCUGGACAAGGAAAACAAAACCUCCAACAAACAAACCGAGUUGGAAAAAAACACGGAGUACAAGGAAGCGAAGAAGCGUCUGAAGAAGAAGAAGCGCGAUAAAUUGAAGCAGAAGCUCAUGCACGACGACAAGAAAAAACGGAAGAAGCACAAGUGCGUGGAGGAGCAUUGCAAGCACAAGAGGCAUCACAAGAAGCAUAAGAAGCACAAGAAACAUCACGAUAAAGAGCGGGAAGAUGUAAAAACCGUUGAAGUCGAUAGUAAAAGAUUGGAUACCAUUGAGGAGGAUGAUGUUGAGGAAGAAGACACCUUCGAAGAAGAAGAAACCACCAUUGACGCGCCGGAAUACCACGUGGUAGCUAACCCAGAUGACGAAGUCACCAUGGAUGAUAUUUUGGAAUCUGAAGAUGUCAAAAAAUCAAAGAAAAUCCGAAAUCGACAAGAGUCAUGUGAAAGUAGAAGCAAGAUAAGUGCAUUUUUGCCCGCAAAUCAGCUGUGGGGCUGGUCUGGAAAAGGUUAUAAAAGAACAAAGGCUAAAGGGAGGUCCAAGAAGUGUUUCUAUAGGUCAAUACAGAGAGGAAAGGAAACAAUUACUAUUGGAGAUUGUGCAGUGUUUCUAUCAACUGGAAGACCAGAUAGACCAUAUAUUGGAAGGAUAGAGGCCAUGUGGGAAAUGUACGGUACCAUGAUUGUUAAGGUCAAAUGGUUUUAUCACCCAGAAGAGACUGUUGGGUGCCCUUUAAAUUUGCAGUACCCUGGGGCCCUGUUCGAAUCCCCCCACUCGGACGAAAACGACGUGCAAACCAUAUCCCAUCGGUGCGAAGUUGUACCCUUAAAAGAGUAUCGAGACAGGCUGGGUAACGAUCCUCAACGUUAUGCGACCAUCUACGACAACAACGACAUCUAUUAUCUGGCCGGGUACUACGACCCCGGCACCAAGAACCUCAAAAUGGAGCCGGGGAUACCCUUCUCGAAAGAGGAAACAGAUUGA